CCUGGGCUCCUCCUCCUCCGCUACUACGAAACCCUACCACGCGGCCCUCCGCUCAGGGACUCCCUCUUCGCCUCCCUCAUCCAACACCUCGGCCGCGCCCGCCUCCCCGACGACGCCCUCCGCCUCUUCCUCUCCAUCCCCUCCUUCCCCUGCGCCGACAAGUCCCCCUCCACCCACACCCUCAACUCCCUCCUCCACGCCCUCGUCGACAACGCCCGCCUCCCCGAGGCCCGGGCCCUGCUCGCCCGCUCCUCCUCCCAACAGCUCGGCCUCCGCCCCAACGCCGUCUCCUACAACGCCAUCCUCAAGGGGUGCUGCUCCUGCGCUUCCCACGGCGCCCUGGCGCGCGCCCGAGAGGUGCUCGACGAAAUGGCCCGCAGAGGCGUCCGCCCCUCGGCAGCCACCUACAACACACUCAUCGGGUGCGCGAUCCGGAGCAAGCAGUUGGACGCGGCGGUGCGGCUGAAGGAGGAGAUGGGGAGGAAGGGGGUGAGCCCCAACGCCGUCACCUACGCGAUCCUGAUGCGGGGGCUGUGCUCCGAGGGGCGAUUCGAGGCCGCAAAGAAGGUGAUGUUCGACAUGGAGUACCAGGGCUGCGCCGCGUCGGCGGUGAACUACGGGGUGCUGAUGAGCGACCGCGGCAGGAGAGGGGACGUGGCGGGGAUGACGGAGCUUCUCAGGGAGAUGAGGAGGAGGGGGAUGAAGCCGGACGCGGUGACCUACAGCAUCCUGAUCAAUUGCAUGUGCGCGGAGGGGAGGGUCGGUGACACCUACAAGGUGUUUGUGGAAAUGCAGAUGAAGGGGGAGUGCGAGCCGAGCGCGGUGACGUACCGCAUGCUGGUGGACGGGUGCUGCAGGGCCGGGGAGUUUUGAGAUGGGUUUAAGGAUUUCGACCGCAAUGUCGGCCACCAAGCACUGCCUACGCCCGGAGUCUUUCGAGCGUUUGAUAAGGGGACUCUGCCAAAUUGUUAAGGUCGACGACGCUUGCUUCGUUUUGGAGCAGAUGGAGAAGAUGAGCGUCGGUUUAGGCACCGAGGGAUGGGCUGCUCUGAUUGCGGCCGUUGGCGAGAGAAAUUGCAAUGCAGUGCAGCUUCUGCAUGAGGUGCUUGUAUGAAUUUUCCGCAGCGCUUGAUGGAGUGGGGAGAACUAUGGUUGUUGUAUAUAGAUUCAAUUUAUUCAAUCUUUCCGUUAAAUGACAAGAACUAGGAAAAAUUUUCUUUCUUUCUCAGAUCAGAUGGCCUGUGUAUAAUCUACUAUACAUGAUUGUUUUCUGUUCAAAAAGUAUUGGAUGUCGACUCACCGCCAUUGCCGCUCGUCAACUGGGGCUUGUUGUUCUCUGAUCAUCAGAUGCUCCAAACAUUAUCGCACUAUUCUGUUUAUUAA
Ananas comosus (pineapple) is the source of this 1383-nucleotide messenger RNA. RefSeq names its product pentatricopeptide repeat-containing protein At1g07740, mitochondrial-like. The annotation marks the transcript as partial. The record is from RefSeq and is a predicted model, not a curated record. The transcript has a single exon. Gene Ontology annotation, molecular function: protein binding. NCBI's taxonomy places the organism in Eukaryota, Viridiplantae, Streptophyta, Magnoliopsida, Poales, Bromeliaceae.